CCGUACCCUGACCCCGCAUCGUCCGAGUCUCUCACAUCUCCCUCCGACGUGUCCCUCAAAAUGCGUCGUCACAGCGGCAACAAGCCUGUUCUUCCUCAAACGAAGCAGUGCCCUCACUGUGACGCCAAGUACACUCGCCAAACACACCUGAACCGGCACAUGAAAAUACACACUCGGGAAGGUAUGCAUAUAUGCGAGCUUUGUCAAGCCGAGUUCACUCGUAGUGACCUGCUCUCCAGACAUCGCAAGUCUUGUAUGAGAGGGACUGCCAGACGCGGUCGCCAGCGCGAGGCUACCGGAGAUAAGACACGUCCAUCCGACCGUUUCACGGGUAGCUCUCCCGAUGACCUCCGGGACUUUUUGCUGAGCAUGACCAGUGGAACGCCGUGCUCAGCCGUGGCAUCGACGUCUGGUCAAGCCACCUCCUCUGCCAUAGAUUCCCACCUGAGCUCUCAGCUGUCCGGGAUGACGGCCGCCGGCCCUUCAGGUGGUUUUUUGGGCAACAUGUUCGACGCGUUGUUCAAUGACGUCGUUGUGGGAGGCAAUUCGGAUACCGUAGACCGUCGACGCCCUUCGUCCACGGAUCAAACGGAAACUUUCCCUUACCUGCCUCAACUGCUUGACUCGUUCAAUGCGGCUGCCGCUAACGCUCACCCGUUCCCCAUACCUCAACUCUCCACUGAUAGCCUCGAGUCACCGCGGGAGCUGGAUCACUACGAGUACCUCUUCUAUACGGAGUAUCUGAGUCAAAUGCCCGUAUUCCAUGCGACGACCUUGUCGUCUGCGGAGAAACCUCCGAUACUUCUCGACGCUAUUCGGGCCUGCGGUGCGUUGUACGUGAAAACUGGUCGAGCGUUCGCCUUCACGAAACGCGUGUUGGAGUCUACGAGAGAGGCCCUCGCCAAAGAAUUUGCGACUCAUCCCACGGACAGCGAUGAGCAGAUCUACCUCGUGCUCGCGGUGUCCCUGCUGCAGAACAUCGGUCUCUUCCACCAACAGUCGGACGUACGGACCAUAUCGAAUAUCUUCCAUGGAAUGCUGGUCAUGCUCGUCCGCAGAAUGGGGCUUAUCACACGAAACGCCGCAUGGCACCCUACGUCAUUCGAUACGUCCGAUCCUCUCUCCAUAGAGGUGGCCUGGAGGGACUGGGCAAAGCACGAGACGGAGAAACGAUCACUGUUUCUGUCCUACCUACACGACAUCUCACAUCGAAUGUGUUUUGCCCUGCCCACAUGCUACAUGCCAGCGGAGGUGACCCUGCAUCUUCCAUGCGAAGGCAAACUCUGGAAUGCGGCCUCUGCGAGCGAGUGGCAUGCUGCCCUAUGCGCAUCGUCCCCGUACGGCACCAUGCAAGAACGAUUGACGGGAGUACCGAUUCAAUACGCGUUAGAAGUCCUUCGGCACUCCCGAGUUCCGACAUCCGAACUCAAGCUUACGCUUAAUCCGAUGGCGCACCUCCUCCUCAUCAAGGUCUUGCUCAGCGAGCUAUACGCCUUGGCCGCGCCGUCGGGCUGCCAAUUAGAACCCGCGAAGGAGAAGUCGCAAGUGAUCCUCGACUUCCAGUUCGUCCUGCACAACUGGCUCGGGACGUGGCUCGCGGGUCCGGACACACCGCCCAUCCACCCGGAACCGAUCUUUUAUUUUAACGCGCUGCCUUUCUACUGGCUCGCCCAGAUCUCCCUCAUGGCAUACCAGGAGGACAUGCCGCCAUUCCAGAUGGGCUCCGCCAGCCGUUCGGACGCAGACUCCCGCUUCCGCCUGAUCAAUUGGUGGCAGCGAUGCAUUCGGAAUUUCCUUCGUUUCGCGGGCAACAGCGCGCAAACCGAUUCGACGGCGGUAUGGGCUGAGAUGAUGAGGAUCAGGCUUGAUGGCUGGAGGCUGGAAAUGGAGGGAGACGCCAAGGGUUACAUUCGUACCGGGGGCCCUUUGGCGUUCUUCGCCAACUCUGGAGGAGAUGCAUAAAUCAGGUGACGAUGCCCGAAUUGCGUGCACAUUGUACGAUGUAAAACUUAAAAGACGUCGCAUUCAUUACCGCCGCACAACUUGAACCAUCACCUUUCAUUGCGCGCAAUACGGCGUCAUACAUCAUACGGGAACUAUACAAGACGCUUGAUCCAAC
This is a messenger RNA of Punctularia strigosozonata HHB-11173 SS5, 2119 nucleotides long. RefSeq lists its product as uncharacterized. The coding region runs from base 61 to 1962 and encodes 633 amino acids. The transcript is spliced from 9 exons. Gene Ontology annotation, biological process: DNA-templated transcription; regulation of transcription by RNA polymerase II. Lineage: Eukaryota; Fungi; Basidiomycota; Agaricomycetes; Corticiales; Punctulariaceae. Gene Ontology annotation, cellular component: chromatin. Gene Ontology annotation, molecular function: RNA polymerase II cis-regulatory region sequence-specific DNA binding; DNA-binding transcription factor activity, RNA polymerase II-specific; zinc ion binding. The record is from RefSeq and is a predicted model, not a curated record.